GACCAAAGGGCGGCUGGACUGUACUGACGUGACAACCCCCGCCCCUGGUUACCGCCUUGGUGAUACUGCAACACUACCAUGGCGCCGCCUUCAGGCAAUGACGUUUCUCAUAGCUAGAUCAGAGUUCGUUUUCAGUGUCCAAAAAUCACUUUCUCUCCACCCUGCUUUCAGAUGCUAAUAGUUUAGCUUUAUACGCUUUGGUGCGAGACCGUUUUUUGGGUGCGUGGGCCUCCAGAGGUCCGUUACCCGGCAGAAUCGUACGCUUCACGCAAACACUCAGCAGCCAAGAGCCGGGAUUAGCGAACCAGAGUCGGCCCGAGGCCAAAACGUCACGUCACGAUCUACUUUUGCUGUCCCCUCAGGAAAUAUGAGCACGUUUUGAGUCUUGGGAGGACCCGAGGGAGCGAACCUUAAGGAUUAUCUCUGAAGGCGAUCUCAAGAAGGGACCCGGCGCCUGGAUUUUUGAGGGUAUUCACGGCACGAGACUAGGGGUUACCGGAGUUUCUACAAACAUCGUUCGACCCGGUUAGGGUGCCCGGCCAUGGCUACCCUAGCCGCCAGCCCUCUGCUGACAUGUAGCGACUGUAAAAUGACGUUCAAGUCGCCAGCGCUGUUGCAGAAACACAAGGAGAAGUUCUGUGUGGGAAGCGGGAUUGGAGACCCGAACCGGCUAGCCAGGGAUGCGGAGAGACUGAGACAGGCAGCCUACAAGCCGGCAGAACCAGCGCCACCGUCACCUGACCCCAACCUGACAUCCAAGGCUAUAGACCAGUUAAGGCAGCUGAAGGACCGUAAGUCCAAGUUACGCCAGGAGAGAGAAGACGAGGAGAGGAAGUUACUGAGAGACAUCCAGGACAAGGAGCGGGCCAUACAGCGGGAACGCUCGCGACUCAGCGUAAGAGAAACCGAGGCCAAGAAAGCAACGGAAUUCAAGGAUCUCACUCAGGAGUACCAGCGCAUGUUGGAACGUGAGCAGCGAAUAAGAGACGAGAUAGACAACCUGGAACAGGACCUUGGACUUGAGAGUCGUGCGGGGGUGAUAUCCCGUAACACUGACAGCAGUAUGAGCCUUCCCAUAUACACUGAUGAUGAGCAGGCCAGCCCCAGGAAGAACGACCACACGGAGCAGCUCAGGAGACUAGCAGAGCAUCAUGGGAAACAGCUGGGAGAGAUCCAGAACAGGAACAGGGAACUGGAGCGGCAGAGAGAAGAAAUCCGUCGGCGGCUGCAGGACCUGGGUAACCAGCCGAUCCCGCCGCAGCCUGCCAGUGACCAGCCCAGCGUGGAGGACAUGGUGAAGGAACUCAGGGAGCAGGAGAAACGCAACCAGGAGACUCUGGAACAACUCAAGUCACAUCUUAACAAUCUGCAGGAGGAGGCAAGGAAAGCAGCAGAACACCGUCCUGACAGUGGGGUACAAACAGAGUUUGUUGGGAUCCCUUUCCAGAAUGGCUCCCUGGUCUCAGAAAUAAGCGCGAUGCGUCUGGCGUACCUACAGAGCGGUGGUAACGACCCGGCCGUCCUGGCACAGAUGCAUGACAUGCAGGUGGAGGCACAGCAGCUAGAGGACCAGAACAAACGCAGGGACAAGAAGAAAAGCAAAAAAGAACCUAAGGACAUGGGGAGCCAGGUUCUGGCUAUCGAGCUGGAGAACCAGCGCCUCCAGCGGGAGUUACAGGAACUGCACGAGCACCAGCGCAGGAAGCACCGCAGGAGAGCCAGCGACUCUGAUGAUGAUGGAGAGAUUCGGCAGCUGCAGAGGGACCACAUGCGCAAGAUGCUUCACCUGCAGCACGAGAUGGAGCUGCUCAAACAGGAGGCCAUGCUCAACAAGAUGCGGCGCGAGCUGCGGACCCCCGGGCUUCUCCCCGCCCCCUCUCAUCCCCCACCACCACAACUGCCACCACAACCUCACCCACAGCCUCCCCCUCCCCAGCCACAACCCCAACACCAGCCGCAACCUGCGCCAAUAAGAAGGCCUCCGCCCAAGCCGGAGACGCCGGAGAUCGAGAGGCAUCGGUUCCAGCGAGACAGAGAAGGGAACACGAUAGAGGCUCUGGAUCCGCUCUUACCAGCUCCUUAUGAUCCUGGAGCUGGGUUUGUGGUAUUCUAUGACUACCUGCUAGGCCUGGACCCAGACUACAAGUCCACCCGGCUGAUAGUGGGUCUGUACAACAAUGCUAAUGAGAUUGGAGACCCCACACCCCUGCCUGUAGUGUACACAGAGGGAGGCUACAACAGCUACUACCAGAACUAUGCUGGCAUGAACAUAGCAGUCAUCGGUGCCAAACAACCUGUGCCAAGGAUCCAGCCGUCCAUGGAUCUCUCCAUAAUAGUAGAGAUGCAGGUACAGUCCGGCAGGGACGGGUACGACAGUAACCGCCUGCGCUCACGCGGCUGGAGCAAGAUCGAACUGUUUGACCAGCAGAACCGCGUCCUGAGCGGCCGGUGGAAAAUCCCGCUCAGGAUGACGCCGGUCAAGCCUCAUCUGACUGCUGUGGAGCUCAACAAUGUUCCUCAGUUGGGUCAUGCAGAACUGUACUUCAGACUGGUGAACUGGAGAGACUCUGAUGUCCAGUCACUCUCUAAAGUCAACCCUUCUGAAGCACGACACUACAAAUUCCCACCUCAAAUGUCUGGUUACCCUGCCUACAACUCCCCCCGCCAAAACUAUUCCUCUAUCCCUACUCAGCCCAUCGCCUAUAUCCCCCCUCCCCCUUCUGACGCUCCUCCCAGCACCGCAGGCACUAUUAACGACAGGUCCAGUAGAAGAUCUAGAAGAACUCCUAUCAGUUACCAACCUGAGGUGGAGGACAGUGUGUCAGUGGGCUUCCAGGUUGACAGAGUGAAAGAUGCCCUAGAUGGAGAGGGGAAAGUGCGCCUGACUGUGUACAACCAAUGGACGGGGAAUAUUGCCCAGUCUUCCACAGCUCCCAUGACCUGUACCACCUCGCCAGUCAAGUCCAACUUCAAGCAUGGAGUCCACGUCUUUGGGUGGCAAGAGGCACUGUUCCAUGACGUGUACCUGAACGCAGACAUGAUCGUUAUUGUCCGGUUCUACCUGCGCCAGCUGAUCCGGGACGACGCGCCAGAUGACAUCAGCCAGGGGGGGAGUAUCCUGGACGAGGAGAAACUAGUUGCCUGGAGCUCCAUGACACUUACUACAGGAAGAAAUGCUGGACGGCUGAGACUGAGAACAGGGAACCACAAACUGCCCCUGUACUACCCUCCUGUACCUGAGGCUAAGGACAUUCCUCUGUCAUCCAGAGAGAACCCGCGGGAGUGGCAGAGAUUUGGGAGGUCCACGGUUCGGUUCCACGUGUUCCAGGGUGAGCCGCCUCGCUCCAACACUCCCUCCACCAUCGCUGGAGACCUGGAGGAUGACAUUCCAGACGGAGCGUGGAUAGCCCAUGAGAGAAGUUCCCCUCCUGUGGAUGUGUUUGGGUCAGGUGACGGGUUUGACCUGUACAUAGACGGAGCAAGGUUCCUGCCAGAUGCUGUCACCAUCUCCAGAGUAGCAGGCAGGAUGUUCGACAGGCAGUUUAACCAGAUUGGACCAGACAUCAACACUAGUGUAGACCUGGACAGCAACAUAUUCGAGCCUUCCUACAACUUCAGGAUGGAGUUCAGAGAAGCAGCUCUACCCCCAUCAUCAAUACUGCUGCUUAAGGUAUACGCUACAGACAGGUUCCGUAAACAGUUGACCGUUGUUGGCUGGGCGACACUGAAUGUGUUUGUGGAGACAGGCACUCAGAGACAACCCAUGGUGGACACCCCUGGACUACAGGUAUCUCUGAAUGAAGGAGCCCACCAGGUGAGGCUGUACAAUGGAGGACCAAAUGCUCUGGACCCUCUUACGGACAACACGCUCCGAGCAUCUAAGAGACACAUCCCCUGUGCCAGUCUGUUGCUGAGGUUAGUCAAGGCUCCUAAAGAUCAGCAUGGGAGGCCACUAGAGGCUGAGAGAGUUCCCCAGGUAGACUGGCCCAGACUGGGUCUGACAGUGCCUAAGCCUGCCUACAGUGAGGGAGUGUACUACUCCACCAAGUGUACACCUACCAGGGGAGAGAGUCAACUCUUCCAUGCCAUGGGAGACAGGAACGUGGUGCUGAUAAGAGACUCCCUGUCAGUCAUCUCAGAUGGACAGGAGCAGAGACUGAAAACUGACAAGGCUACAGAACAAUGGAUCAGGACCCAGCUGACCCGACUGCUGGACACCCAGCCACCAGAGUUAGACCUGACACACAUCUCCAGGUACCAGCCUAUCCAUGGACUCAAGGUGGCCAUAGAUGGAGCCAUGAACCUGCCCUGGUCAAAGUUCACCCAUGUGCACUACUGCUUCAACCCACCCGGGGCCUUCUACUAUGGUAACCCAACAGCAGCGUACGACAAGCUGACCUUCACUGAAAACCUGGACCUGAACAGCAACCAGAAGGCACCAGUAUGGAAGGAUGGCUUCACGUGGUUUCCACGGAGGUCCUUGCACAGAUACUUGGUGCUGAUUGUACAUCUACAAGAAGUGGCAGUCACCGUUGCCAGGGACAACUACAAAUACGGGCUGCUGGAACAGGCAUGGACAGCAAUGCAGAUCUUCAAAGAUGGCUAUGCAGUCACCAGUGCAUACCAGCUGCCACUGUACCAGGGGGCACCCACUCAGGCUAUGCUGACAGCUUUGUCUCGACAACCGUGCAAGGAGAUUAUGGACGACCUGACGAAAACCAAUUCUAUUAAGCUGGCAGAGGGAGCUUCUGUGUUUGUACGCGUGGCAGAUGCCAGAAGAGAUGAGGAAAUCAGCACCCCUAUGGUUGAUGUGGACACCUCCCUGCUCCCCCAGGACCAGCUGGACAGGUACACCCAGGAGAUCCCCUCCAAACCCCUCAGACAACAGGUACCACAGGGCAAGACUCCUGAACAGUUCCAAAACAGUCUGGCCAGCAAGUUCAAAAAUCUUGUGUACAAGUUGUACAUCACAGACUGAAGUGCUGAGAGAGACAGCGAGAUGAGAAAGGCAUCUAAGAUUCUUCACUGGGUUUCAAGACAUCGGCUAAGAGCAGCUAGUACUGAGACAGAGAGUUAGGGCCUGAUAUCUCUAUGUAGUAGUAUGCACUACAGUAGGCACAUACAGCAGGGUUUAUAUAGCACAUACCUUUCAGUUCAUGGGGGAUCUAGCCAACAAUGAAGACAUGCAUUAUCCUAUGUGAUGUCUUUGUGAAAACACAAUGUCAUGCAUGUUAGUUCUUUUGUAAUGCAACCAGAGUAGUAGCAAGGAAAUUGUUGCCUUUGAUACAAAGUUCCUUUUACAUUGUUUCUAGAAAUGGUAAUGCAAAUCUUUAGCAAUUCAUCAUUUUAGGGUUUAUAGCAACUGCUUUGUCAUUGAUGUGAAGGCAUGGGAAAAAAGGGAAGAUCUUGAUUUAGAAUUAUGAUUACAUGUAUUACAUUCAUGACCAAAGAUAAAUUAAACUGCGGAAUGUUUGAUAAUGCUUUAUAAGAUCUCUGAUCCUGUUUGUAUAAAUCUGAACAUUUUCCCUUCAAUGUACUUUUUAUAUGUUGUGUGGCAUGGUACUAAGUAGUAAACUGAAAGAUGUUAUCUGAAAUCUAGCCUGUAAAAAUCUUUUUCCUUUACUUUUAGUAUUUGCACUUCCAAAUGUUUUUCAGCUUUGACCUUCUACAGAAUGUACAAAGAAAAAUAUAGUU
Branchiostoma belcheri (Belcher's lancelet) is the source of this 5694-nucleotide messenger RNA. RefSeq lists its product as uncharacterized. NCBI's taxonomy places the organism in Eukaryota, Metazoa, Chordata, Leptocardii, Amphioxiformes, Branchiostomatidae. The transcript is spliced from 37 exons. Bases 542 to 4978 code for a protein of 1478 amino acids. The record is from RefSeq and is a predicted model, not a curated record.